This is a messenger RNA of Kalmanozyma brasiliensis GHG001, 576 nucleotides long. RefSeq lists its product as uncharacterized. The coding region runs from base 1 to 576 and encodes 191 amino acids. The transcript has a single exon. NCBI's taxonomy places the organism in Eukaryota, Fungi, Basidiomycota, Ustilaginomycetes, Ustilaginales. The record is from RefSeq and is a predicted model, not a curated record.
AUGACCGGUACCGCCCACAUCCUACCCAUCAGCGACCUGGUCCACUCGCGCGAUGUAGGGUCCAAGCUGCGACUCGCCGGCAUCGUCACCGCGGUCAACCCCACCAAUGCCUCUUUAAUCGUCCUCAGCGACCCCUUCCCAUCUCCCAACUCCGAUCCAGGCUCUCUGUUGGUCGACCUCUCCCUAUGCACCGACCAGUCCGGCACCACAGGUGCGGGAUGGCACAAGUCCCACCCCCAGCUCGUACCGCCUCCACUCAAGGGUAUGAUCAUGGUCAUCGGCCAUCUCAUCCGGCGCGAGGUUGCCAUCGACAUCGACUUUCUUCACAACCAAACGCAACGCGGGUGGGACGGCGUGCAAACGAAUGAUGCGCUGCCGCACUUUGAAAACGACGAAUGGGACCUACCAAACCGAUUCUUCGUCCUGGAAGCCAUCCUGAUCAAACCGCUCGAUCACACAUUCGAUCUCCGACUCUGGAACCACACUGCCCGACUCCGCUCACAGCACGAAUGGCAGAUGCACCAUCUCGACGCUCCUAGCACCGACAAAAAGGGCAAGCGUAAAGCCCUUGACUGA